UCAAUUUUGUCUUGCCACAAAACACCAAACACAGAAUCCUCUCUCUAGCCAAAGAAAGAAAAGGAGAGGUUUUUUCGCUCUGUGAAUUCAUCUUCUAUGUAAGCUGAAGGCAAAAACAGAGGAAACUUUGGUGAAACUUUAGUAGGAAUGGCGUUUAUUCUACCGAAUCUUUCUCCUCCUAUCCUCCAACCCACAAAAUCCUCGAAAGAAAAACAGCCCUUUAUUCACCAAUACCGCACGGCCCUCUUAUCUUCUCCUUCUUCACAGAACAACACUCGGAUUGGCUCAUCUCUCUUCGCUCUUUCUCCUCCUGUGCUUCAAGAUGCGCAGGUUAAGUCUCCCCCAGGUGCGCAGGAUAAGCAUCACCAUGAAAAGGAUGAGUUCUAUGUCAAUCUUGGACUUGCUGUGCGGACGCUGCGUGAAGAUAUGUCUUUGCUCUUCACCAGAGACCUCAAUUACGACAUUUACAGGGAUGAUAUUACAUUUGUAGACCCUUUGAACACAUUUACUGGUAUUGACAACUACAAGCUGAUCUUCUGGGCAUUGAGGUUUCAUGGUAAAAUACUAUUUCGAGAUAUUUCUCUUGAGGUUUUUAGGAUUUGGCAGCCCUCGGAGAAUGUGAUAUUGAUUAGGUGGAACUUGAGGGGUGUCCCUAGGGUUCCAUGGGAAGCCAAGGGAGAAUUUCAGGGCACUUCCUGGUAUAAAUUGGAUAGAAAUGGGAAAAUUUACGAGCACAAAGUCGAUAAUUUGGCUUUCAAUUUCCCUCAGCAGCUCAAACCAGCGGUUUCAGUGUUGGAUUUGGUGGCUUCCUCAUACCCACCAAGUCCUAAUCCUACAUUUUUGUGGGGACCUGUGGAGGACUUAUACUCAUCUUCGUGGUUACAGUUCUAUCGAGCGGUGAGAGAGACAUUGGAUACUAGAGGAUGUAUGCUUGUUCAUGAUGGUUUGGCUACUUGUUCAUAGUUAGUUUGAGCAGCAACUUGAUUGGGGACACCUUAUGUAUACCGGGAAAUAUAGUUUAUCAUAUACAUGUACUAGUGAAUUAUAUCUUCAUAUGAUGUAUUGGCCUAUAAAUAACUGUGGACUUUGUUGAAGGCUAGAGGUCAGUGUACAUACUCAAAAGAGACCAUUAGUUGUAUUCAUAUGCCAAGCUCAUGCAGAUCGGCUAUGUAUGCAUACAAGAUAUCAGUUAAUGCUUGAAAAUUCAAUUAAAGUUUGCCUCUCA
Messenger RNA from Tripterygium wilfordii, 1225 nucleotides. RefSeq lists its product as uncharacterized. The coding region runs from base 148 to 963 and encodes 271 amino acids. The record is from RefSeq and is a predicted model, not a curated record. The transcript has 2 exons. NCBI's taxonomy places the organism in Eukaryota, Viridiplantae, Streptophyta, Magnoliopsida, Celastrales, Celastraceae.